This is a messenger RNA of Ascochyta rabiei, 1212 nucleotides long. RefSeq lists its product as uncharacterized. The coding region runs from base 1 to 1212 and encodes 403 amino acids. The transcript has 2 exons. NCBI's taxonomy places the organism in Eukaryota, Fungi, Ascomycota, Dothideomycetes, Pleosporales, Didymellaceae. The record is from RefSeq and is a predicted model, not a curated record.
AUGCUCCGCCAUCUCUUGCUUCUCGGAACUGCACUGGGCGGGGCGUAUGCGCAGACACUUCUCGAGGCUCUAUCAAAGGUCCCGGAGUUGUCGAACUUCACCACUUUCUACCGGAACAACGAAGCAUUCGCAGCUUUGUAUUUCGGCAAUACCUCGAACUAUCCUGUCACGUUUCUUGCCCCAAGUAAUAAUGCCUUUACAGCAUACUACAAUCAGCAUCAGGUCUCCUUGUUCGAUGUUAGCCCAACGGAUCUCUUACAAAUUGUGCAAUACCACACACUUGUGUCCGACUUGAGUAGAGACAACUUCACCAGCAGUGGAGGCAAAGGUAUCACAGCUCCGACCAUGCUUCGGGACUCGCUAAACAACAACCGAAGCACUGGUGUGAGCUUGGCAGCCAAAUAUGGUGGGCUUGAGAGAGCAAGGGGGCAGGUUGUAUUCAUCCAAAGUGCCGGCCAAGCAUCAUCUCCCAACCGCUUCAAACUCAUGAGUCGGCAAUCCUCACAGCCCGAGAAUGCAGGCGUACGCUCAGGUCUGGCAUCGAUCGUCAGUCUCGAGACACUAGACGCGGACCAGGGUACCUGGGAUGGAGGUCGCUUCCACAUUGUCGACGGCCUGUUGACACUGCCUACGACGUGCGAAAAGACCAUUCGCAGCGCCGGCCUCGCCAGUCUCGAUAGCGCCGUGAACCGGACAUCGCUCUGGGCGUCCGUCGAUAGCACAAAGAACAUCACCUGUCUGUGUCCUAGCAACGCAGCUUUCCAAGCCGCAGGAAAUCCGGACAUCACCCUGAACAUCUCAGCCCUUCAGGACGUACUGCUGUAUCACGCCUUGUCGGAAACCGCAUACAGCGACUUCCUGACCGACGGGCAAGAAAUCAAGACGCUACAAAACCUCACUGUUCGCGUGCGUGUCGAGGAGCGCGACGGCAACCGAACCAUCUGGUUCAACAACGCCAGAGUCAUCGAUGCAAAUGUCUUGACUCACAACGGCCUUGCGCACGUCCUCGACGCUGUCAUGGUGCCGCUGGAACAGAUGAACACGACGAACACAACGGCGUCUGGAACACCCUCUGCGACGCCUUCAUCGACUGCGACGAACACAGCAAGUUCUACAGCAGCAACCUCGAGCGCCGCUGCUCUGUUGGCGGGGAUGGUCAGGGUUGAUUGGGUGCUCUGGACUUUCGGUGCGUCUCUGCUGGCUCUGAUAUAG